This is a messenger RNA of Cynocephalus volans (Philippine flying lemur), 1011 nucleotides long. It is a transcript of the gene DHRS9, whose product is annotated as dehydrogenase/reductase 9. Gene Ontology annotation, biological process: retinol metabolic process; steroid metabolic process. The record is from RefSeq and is a predicted model, not a curated record. Gene Ontology annotation, cellular component: intracellular membrane-bounded organelle. Gene Ontology annotation, molecular function: all-trans-retinol dehydrogenase (NAD+) activity. The coding region runs from base 52 to 1011 and encodes 319 amino acids. Lineage: Eukaryota; Metazoa; Chordata; Mammalia; Dermoptera; Cynocephalidae. The transcript is spliced from 4 exons.
CUUCUACUACUUUAUGAGAAAGAAGUGUCCCUGUCACAUACAGGAAAAAAAAUGCUCUUUUGGGUAUUAGCCCUCCUAAUCCUCUGUGGUUUCCUGUGGAAUUAUAAAGGACAACUAAAGGUUGCAAACAUCACGGAUAAAUACAUUUUCAUCACUGGAUGUGAUACUGGCUUUGGAAACUUGGCAGCCAGAACUUUUGAUAAAAAAGGAUUUCACGUAAUUGCUGCCUGUCUGACUGAAUCAGGAUCAACAGCUUUAAAGGCAGAAACCUCGGACAGACUUCACACUGUGCUUCUGGAUGUAACUGACCCAGAGAAUGUCAAGAGGGCUGCCCAGUGGGUGAAGAACCAAGUUGGGGAGAAAGGCCUCUGGGGUCUGAUCAACAACGCUGGUGUUCUUGGUGUGCUGGCUCCCACCGACUGGCUGACAGUGGAGGACUACAGAGAACCUAUUGAAGUGAACCUGUUUGGACUCAUCAACGUGACAUUAAACAUGCUCCCCUUGGUCAAAAAAGCUCAAGGGAGGGUAAUCAAUGUCUCCAGCAUUGGGGGGCGGCUUGCAUUCGGCGGAGGGGGCUAUGCUCCAUCCAAAUAUGCAGUGGAAGGCUUCAAUGACAGCUUAAGACGGGACAUGAAAGCUUUUGGUGUGCAUGUCUCAUGCAUCGAACCAGGAUUGUUCAAAACAGAAUUGUCAGACCCAGUAAGGACAACUGAAAAAAAACUCGCCAUUUGGAAGCAUCUGCCUUCGGACAUCAAACAACAAUACGGAGAAGGUUACAUUGAAAAAAGUCUAGACAAACUGAAAGGCACUACCUCCUUUGUGAACGCGGACCUCUCUCUGGUGGUGGAGUGCAUGGACCAUGCUCUAACUAGUGUCUUCCCCAAGACUCGUUAUACUGCUGGAAAAGAUGCCAAGACUUUCUGGAUACCUGUGUCUCACAUGCCAGCAGUUUUGCAAGACUUUUUAUUGUUGAAACAGAAAGUAGAGCUGGCUAAUCCCAAAGCAGUGUGA